CGCCAGAUCUCCCGUUUUGCCCCUGGACAUUCGCGGCCUCUGGCUUCCUUGGGCUUUCUCCACUGCCGGCUCGCCAUCUUGCAUCUCCCAUCCCAUCUCGUCCCUUCAUCUCGACCAUCCAGCACCAUGCAGUGGCCAUACUCUAUCGAGGUCCCCGACGCCCCGGAGAUUCCCGGCGAGGGCAAGCCCCGUCUCAGUCCCUUUGGUGAGGGUGUCCUCAUCUCCGAGCUUCCCAACACAAAGUCAAUCUACGAGAACUUCCUGAACGGCCGCAAGAUCGGCGGCGACAAGCCUUUCCUCGGCCGGCGUAUCGUCGUUGACGGCGUCGCUGGUCCCUAUGUCUGGGAGACUUAUGACGAGGUCUAUGAACGCAUCAACAACAUGGGAGCUGGUUUCAGACAGAUCACUGACGAGAAGAAGGCCAACAUUGGUAUCUUCUCGAUCAACCGACCUGAAUGGAUCAUCACAGAGUACGCCUGUUUUGUUCGCAACUUUGUGACCGUUCCUCUCUACGAUACUCUCGGAACCGAUGCCAUCAAGUUCAUCUGCAACCAGUCCAAGCUCUCCAUCGUUGCCGCCACCAAGGAUAAGGCUCUGAGUCUGCUCAAGAUCAAGGCCCACCUGCAUCAUCUCAAGUGGAUCAUUCUUCUGGACGAGUCCGACGAAGCGGUCGAGAAACUCGCGCACGAACACGGAGUCAAGACAAUCACCAUUGUCGAGCUCGAGCGCCUCGGAUCCGAGAACAAGGUCGAGCCUGAGCUCCCUGGUCUCGAUGACAUUGCCGUUAUCUCUUAUACCAGUGGAACAACCGGUACCCCCAAGGGCGCCGUGGUUACUCACCGAGGAAUGCUUGCCUUCACGGCCUCCCGAGACGUCCUGCUCAAGACCGGCCACAUGUACAACUUCACUUCCGACGACGUUUACAUCUCAUACCUGCCCCUGGCCCACGUCUACGAGCGCGUCGUGCAGUCUAAUCUCAUUGGCCUCGGCGCCCGCAUCGGCUUCUUCCAAGGCGAUACUCUCAAGCUCCUUGACGACGUGGCCGAGCUGAAGCCGACGAUCUUUGCCAGUGUUCCUCGCCUGUACAACCGCAUCUACGCCAAGGUUAUGGAAAGCGUCAAGGAAAGGGGUGGCAUUGCCGAGACUCUCUUCAACUUUGCCUAUGCUGCCAAGAAGCACCACCUGGCCAGCGGCUACAGCACGCAUUUCCUGUGGGAUCGCCUGGUCUUUGGCAGCGUCCGUGCUCGACUUGGCGGUCGUGUCAAGGUCAUGCUCACCGGCGCCGCUCCUAUUGGAGCUGAUGUUGUCGAUUUCCUGCGCAUCUGCUUCUCGUGCGAUCUGUACCAGGGCUACGGAUCAACCGAAACCGCUGCCGCCAUUUCCUGUACCGAUCCUCUCGAUCUCACCAGCGGACACCUGGGCUCGCCUCAUGUCUGUGUCGAGAUCAAGCUUGUCGAUAUCCCCGAGAUGGACUACUUCUCGACCGACAGCCCGAACCCUCGUGGCGAAAUCUGUGUCCGAGGCGCCUCGGUCAUGACUCACUACUACGAGGAGCCCGAAAAGACUGCCGAGGCCAUUGACAAAGACGGCUGGUUCCACACCGGCGAUGUUGGUGCCUGGGACGAGCAGGGCCGUCUGCUGAUCAUCGACCGUCUCAAGAACAUCUUCAAGCUCGCUCAGGGCGAAUACAUUGCCCCCGAAAAGAUUGAAAUCGAGUACUCCAAGCACGCUAUCAUUGCCCAAGCCUUUGUCCACGGCGAUUCGCUCCGCUCCAGCCUCGUCGGCAUUAUUGUUCCGGACGAAGAGCAGUUCAUGAAGUGGGCUGCUGAGCACGGAUUCGAAGACAAGGCUUUUGCCGAGCUCUGUGCCGACGAUGCUGUGCGCAAGGCUGUUGUCAAGACCCUCUCGGACUUUGGUCGUGCCAACGGCCUGAAGGGCUUCGAAUGCAUCCGCAACGUGUACCUCGAGACCAGCCCCUUCUCGGCCGAAAAGGACCUGCUCACUCCGACUUUCAAGCUCAAGCGACACCAAGCCAAGAUCUAUUACGAGAAGCAGAUCCACGAGAUGUACGAGUCCAUGCGCGAGUCUGCCUAGUGGCCGGCUUCCCAGCACUGUCCGCAGCACCUGCAAAAUGUACCUGGGCAUCCUGUUUAUUUUGUGUUUUUGAGGAUCUUGUACGCUUUUUCCUGUAUCAUACAGCGCCCACAAGUGAUAUGGGACAUCUCGUUUUCGUUUUCAAUUGUUUCUCUUCCGGGUGGGAAUACACACAUCCAUCGUCCCAACGAACACCCGCCCAGUGGCGGCAGGACAUGAGUAUGCGUUCGCCCGUAUAAUUGGUGUCGAUAAUACCACGUUUUGCACGGAUCUGUCCGGCUGUUGGGUGAAUGCACCAUGACAGGCGUUUGUGCCAG
Messenger RNA from Polychytrium aggregatum, 2411 nucleotides. RefSeq lists its product as uncharacterized. Gene Ontology annotation, biological process: long-chain fatty acid metabolic process. Gene Ontology annotation, molecular function: long-chain fatty acid-CoA ligase activity. Gene Ontology annotation, cellular component: membrane; endoplasmic reticulum. The coding region runs from base 127 to 2094 and encodes 655 amino acids. The record is from RefSeq and is a predicted model, not a curated record. NCBI's taxonomy places the organism in Eukaryota, Fungi, Chytridiomycota, Chytridiomycetes, Polychytriales. The transcript has 13 exons.